Messenger RNA from Brugia malayi, 1419 nucleotides. RefSeq lists its product as uncharacterized. The record is from RefSeq and is a predicted model, not a curated record. The transcript has 9 exons. Lineage: Eukaryota; Metazoa; Nematoda; Chromadorea; Rhabditida; Onchocercidae. Bases 1 to 1419 code for a protein of 472 amino acids.
AUGGACGCCGAAUCGUCGGAAAGUUUCCCGGGAAAUAGUGAGAAGUCGGUAGAUCGUUCUCGUAGUGAUCCACAAGUUGUGGGUUUUUCAAACGCAAGUUCAGUUAAAACUGACACGGUUACAAAUGGUGAAAAAGUCAUGGAACAGAAGCAAAAAGGAGGAUUUGCCCAAAUUUUGAACAGCGAACACGGCGAUAGUCUUCAUGCCAUUUCUGAGGCUUCUUCGGAACAAAGGACUGAGGGAUCUGCAGAAAAUGUACGUGAUGAAGAGACAAGUAAGGAUGCUGCUGAAGAUCAAAGAAUUGAGCUGAAAGAAGGAUCAAGCGAAAACACUAGUGAAGUACUCGAAUCGGAAAAACAUGACAGCGUUGCAGCUUCAGCUGGUUCAUCUCCUCCACCAAGCAGCGCUGCUCCAGAUGAAUUGCACAUGGAUACGGAUACGAAGAGUAAUUCGGAAGAAGAUGAUAAUAAGAGGUCGAGUGAAAUCAAAAAUAACUCUGGUAAAGAUAUCGAUGAUUCUAAGACUGAUGAUGAUGAUGAUGAUGAUGAUAAAACAGAUACUGAGGAAGGAGAAGACGAAGCACAGAAAAAAGAAAAGAUGGAUGACGCAGAUGCUUCAGACAAAGGAGAAGAUAAGACAAUUGAUACCACUGAUAAAAGAGAGGAAAGUGGUGCUAAACGUGUUUUGCCAAAAUGGAUGGUGCAGGAUGCAGAUGCACCACCAAGUCCAAAAGAAGAGACAGAUGAAAAAGAGAUAACCUUAGCUGUCACUGAAAACGAACCAGCUAGCGGUGCUCGAGGACGAGGACGUGGUAGGAGAGGGCGUGACACGACGAGAGCUGUAGCUAAACCUCAUAAUGAGGCUGCUACCGAACAACCGCAACCAGAAUCAUUGGCAUCUGGUCGCCCUCGUCGUUCGACACGUUCAAACGUAGAUUAUGCUCAUCCAGAUGUAGCAACUGUAGUUGCUGAGCAGGAAGACUUGGAAAAUGAGUUUCAGCUUCAACAAAAAGUUAAUCGUAAUCGUGGAAGGGGCCGUGGUCGUGGUCGAGGUGGACGUUCCAGUGGUCGUAAACGAGCUGUAGCUGAUAGCGAUGAUGGUGAAGAUAGUGAUUCUGAAUAUGGUAGCAACAAAAAACGGAAACGAGCUGGAAGUAGUGGUUCACGGGGCCGAGGACGAGGUAGAGGUCGUGGAAGACCAUCUCGAAGUUUGGGAAAAAAGAACAAAGAUGAGAGCGAUGAUGACGAUGAGGAAAUGGAUUUGUCGGACAAUGAUGCCGGUGGUUCAACUGGUUCUGGUGAGGAAUCCUAUAAGCCUGCUCCUUCGAAGCGACGCGCUGCUGCUUAUGCUGCCGAAGCUCACUCACCUAAAACGCCACCUAAAAAACGUGGUCGUGCUCCAGCAGCUAAAACGCAUUAA